Pomacea canaliculata is the source of this 9706-nucleotide messenger RNA. RefSeq names its product deleted in malignant brain tumors 1 protein-like. The transcript has 39 exons. Gene Ontology annotation, cellular component: membrane. Lineage: Eukaryota; Metazoa; Mollusca; Gastropoda; Architaenioglossa; Ampullariidae. Bases 265 to 8910 code for a protein of 2881 amino acids. The record is from RefSeq and is a predicted model, not a curated record.
CAGCGAGGGGCCUGUCUGGCUGCAGUCUCUCAAGUGUCGUGGCACAGAGUCCACCAUUGAAAACUGUGACGUCAGCACGUGGGGCCUGCCCAUGGAGAAGUGCACUGUGGGAAAUCCUCAGGUCGUGUGCUACAGAUCUGAACUAAACAUAUCGUUGUCAAGUGGACGCAACUUUGGUCAGUGGAAAUCACAAGGGAUCACGAGAGAGGAGGAAUAUGCAGUCUGGACACCACUGACGUCGAAGCAAGUGUUAUCUGUAAAAGCAUGGACUACAGAGGUGGAAAGGUUAUGACAGGAAAGAAAUUGUACUCCACUCCCACCACCUUCUUUCUGUCUGAAGUACAGUGUAACGCCACCGACACCGCCAUUUUCUCGUGCAAAGGCACGGGAUGGCAGAACCCUUCUGAACGUUGUCAGAAAGACGGAAAACAACUCGAAGUCUUCUGCUACGGAGAUGUACGUUUGAACCCGGGAGGUGACUUUGACGGCGUUGUGGAAACGUACGAUGCAGCAACUGAUUCAUGGAACCCUGUUUGUGGCGAAGGCUUUGAUAAUAACACUGCACAAGUUGUCUGCAGACAGAUGGGCUAUAGUCUGAGCUAUCUGCAGCCUCGAUGGUCAUACGCAUCCCACACCACCCCCAGGUCGCUCACUGGCCUGCAAUGCACAGGGAGAGAGAAUCACAUCAAUGACUGUCCCAGAACAUCGCUUGGCGCUUGUCGCGCAGAUGACUAUGUCUCCGUUACAUGCUUGCACAAUAAACCACAAAUAUCUGACAAAUAUAUACUGGACUUUGGGACGAACUCCAGGUUACACGCCACUGGCCGCGUGCAGGUUUACCAAAGCGGUGUUUUCGGCUACGUGUGUGAUGAUCAGUGGACCGCGAAGGAUGCUAGUGUGAUAUGCAGGGGAAUGGGAAAUAAAGGCGGGAUACCCUACUACAGUCCAGGGUCGUUUCCAGGCCCUUACUUUGUUAAUCAGCCUGGUUGCUAUGGGAACGAAACUACACUGGAGGAGUGCCUAGGGAGCAAGGAAACUAACUCAUGUUCUAGCAGGCGGGCAGCUGGUGUCCUUUGUUAUUCUAAAUCUGCACCGGUUCUGAGGAUAGGGGUGGAUAGCCAUGCUCACAACAUGGGUAUCCUGCGUCUAGCUGUGGAUUACAAGGACGGACGAAUCUGUGCCCUUGGCUGGGAUGACAAGGAUGCACAUGUAGCAUGCACUCAGAUGGGAUUCAGAGGCGGCUUGGCUGUAAAUUACCAUCGCAUGGAUGGUCCAGUGUACCUUUCAAACCUAACCUGUACUGGAGCAGAGAACAAUCUCUUCCAGUGUGGAAAUGAAGGAUGGAGGACAAACAGGAAGGAGUGCGAAGAUGCCUUUCUUGAUGCAGGUGUCAUUUGCUUUCAUGAUGUAAGACUGGCUGACGGCAACGUAAAAGCCAACCAGCUGACUGGCACUGUACAUGUGUGGCAUGGAGACAAGGUGAAGUCAUGGAAGUCAUUGUGUGGCAGGACCUUCAGUGACAAUGAAGCUACUUCUAUCUGCAAUGGGCUUGGCUUCCGGUAUUAUGCAAUCAUGAAGGCCGCCCCAUUGGUGAAUGACUAUGAGGUCAUCGGCCUACAGUGCUCUGGUAAGAAGGCCAGUGCUGCAAGCUGCCAGUACACUUCAGUUCAGUGUAAUGAUCAAGAUGGUCUGGCACGACUAACCUGUUUUAAUGAUAUGGAUGACAAUCAUCAAGAUUUAGGUUUCACGUGGUCUAUUCAGAAAGGGUACUAUGGUGAGGUUCAUGUUGCACACAGUCAUAUCAAAGGUGUUGUGUGUGAGGAGGGCUGGGGAGAUAAAGAAGCUGCCACCCUUUGCAGGCAGUUUGGCUUUGCAGGUGGACGCUCUUUGGGGACGACCAUGCUUCUCAAUGAACAAGAAUUGCUUGUUAUUUCCAAUGUCAGCUGCCCCCAGGGUGCCUCCGACAUGAGUCAGUGUACAUAUAGCACUGACGUGUCACCACAGUGUCGCAAUACUUUGACUGCUGCUGGAGUGCUGUGCGACAAGACCGACAACGGCAUUGAGUUCCGGUUGUCAGGGUCGAGCAUAUAUGAAGGUGUAGUGGAGGUCAGCUAUGAUGGCGUAUGGGGCAGAGUAUGUAACACCUCCUGGUCAAAAGAUGAUGCUGAUGUGUUGUGCAGACAGCUCGGCUUUAAAGGUGGUGACGUCAGCAAUGGUGGCUAUAGUGUCAGCUCAGGCCCCAUAUACCUGGACAACGUGCAGUGUGGACCACACCAUAGAUCACUGCUGGCCUGUCCCAACGAUGGUUGGGGGAGCUAUAAGUGCGUCGGUGGCUAUGCCAGGGUGAAAUGCGUUCCCAAAGUGACCCUAAGCAGCAUGAACUUUGGAGUUGUGCAAGUAUGGAAAGGUGACGCCUACUCAUUAAAGUGUUCACAUGGCUUUGAUGAUGAAGCAGCACAUAAUCUUUGUUCAUCUCUUGGCAACUUCUUUGGAAAAUCUCUCUGCUGUGAUGCCUUUGGUAAAAUUCCCUUCAGUUUGACAGCUGAAGAAGGCCAGUGUGCUGGACAUAUAGGGGAGGCAUUUGAUAAAUGCAAGAUUAGAGCAUCUGAAUAUUCACAGUGUUUAAAUGACUUCGGUUAUGCAUCUGCAGUCUGCUCUACAGUCCAAUCUGGCGAUGCAUACAGUAUAAAGCUAAGCUUAGGCCAGAUGGGUCAGAUCAUGAUCACCCACUUCAAUCAGGAAGGCUUCAUCUGCUCUGAAGGAUUUGAUAACAAUGCAGCAAGCGUAGUCUGUCAAGAAGCGGGUUAUAAGGCAGGCUUUGCUUAUAUCUACAACAAUCCAAGGAACACACCAAUCCAAGAUAUUCGCUGGCUGGGCAAUCUGAACUGUUCAGGAUCAGAAAGACGUCUGAAAGAUUGUGGCAACGCGAGGUGGGGACAACUUGGCAACUGUCAUACCAGCAGAGAUGCUGCAGCUAUGUGCUUUAAAUCUGCAGAAAUGGCCAGGGUUGCAUGGAGAUUAGUAGAGGGGCCUACACGCAAAGAAGGGAGAGUGGAAGUCUUGAUAAAUGGAACUUGGGGGACAGUCUGUGGCUUGUCAGUGACUGACCGUGAGGCCGCUGUCAUCUGUCAGCAAAUGGGCUACCCAUCUGGAACUGUGAACAACAUUGGGAAGCAUGGGGCUGGAAUAGGCCCAGUGUGGCUGAGUAACAUCUCUUGCACCGGAGCUGAAAACAGUCCAUUCAAAUGUCCCAUGAACCAUCUGGGCAAAGCAGAUAGCGAAUGUGCAUCCCAUAACUACGACUUGUCAAUCAAAUGCGACGAUGCAGUGCGUCUUGUGGGUACCAGCAAAGACUAUGGCCGAGUGGAGGUGUUGUCGCACGCCACAAAGCUUUGGCUGUCUGUCUGUCAGGACAGCUUCUCCUCCUUCACAGCCAAUCUGAUUUGCCGUGAACUUGGAUAUGACCAAGGUCACCACCAAUGCUGCUCAGCAUUUGGAUCAGUGAAUCCUACAAACUUUAGCUUGGUUGAGUGCACAGGACAGGAAUCUGACCUCAGCCAUUGCAGACUAAAAACAGAGGCCAGCUGCUUCUCUGGUGAAUACAUUUCAUUGGCCUGCACUUCAGCUGGCAGAGAUGAAGGUCUAAAGGCUCAGCUACAAGGAUUUGCUGGUAUGGCCAUGGCAUAUCGUUACCUUAUGCCGGGUGCGAUCUGUGCUGAUGGCUUUACUACUAAGGAAGCUACAGUGUUCUGCAUGGAACUAGGUUACGAAGCUGCUUACGUGCUGCCUCCUCUUGCUGUCACCUCCAGCAUGCCCAUUGUUCUCGCACCAAUCAAGUAUCGUCUGAAUCCAGGAGACUUCAACCGAGGACGAGCUGAAAUUUUUGUGGAUGGCAAUUGGGGCCUUAUCUCCUUUAGUGCCAAUAACCUUCUUAACGUUCACAUCUUUUGUAGAGAGAUGGGAUUCACAAGUGGUAGAGUUAUCCGAGGAAGGUCUUCAAAUCUCCGUCAGGCCAGCAUUGUUGUGACACCUGCCUGUAGUGGUCAGGAAAAGUCGUUCCUUGAAUGUCCUGCUGACUGGAACCCUAAACAAUCCUCUUCUGCAUUGUUUAUGGAGUGCACACGUGGAGUGGGACUUCAGCGAGGAAAUUCUCCAGCAGAUGGCGCUCUGUAUGCUAAACCUUUAGAUGGCGACUGGGGAGCAGUGUGUGGUAAAGGCUUCACCCAAGCAAGUGCAGACUACAAACUCAAGUUAAGUGGACAGCGAGGUGGUGAGGUAAAGGUCACCUAUCUUGGAAUUGAGGGUCGAAUCUGCAGUGAUUCGUGGGAUAACAGCGAUGCCCUUGUGACAUGCAGGGAGCUUGGCUUCAUCAAAGGUGAAGCUUACACGCACUUGAAAGAUCCCUACCUCGAUGGCGACAAAACUGGACCCUAUUGGUCCUCUGAAUUUAACUGCACUGGAAAUGAGAUACGCUUAGGAGACUGCAGCCACAUAGGGUGGGGCAAUGUGACGAGCUGCACGAGUAAACACUUCGCCGGUGCACUUUGCUAUGAUGAUCAAGGAUUUUCAUUCAAGCUUGGCCAUGGUGAUAUAUAUUAUGGGCUGGUAAAUAUCUCUGUGAAUGGAGUGUGGGGUACACUUUGUGACCCCAACUGGAAUCAUGCAAGUGCUGCAGUGCUGUGUCGCAUGAUAGGCUACUCAGAUGGCGAGCUGUGGUAUGCAAAAAAUCAACCAACUAAUCAAUUAUCAGAACCCCUCUGGGGCUCAAAGCUUCAGUGUCAUGGGAAUGAGAAAAAACUGGAUGAUUGCUCCUCUGUGGGCUGGGUUCCAGCAUCUCAAGUAUGUUCUUCGUUUUCCUACCUUGCUACAGCCUACUGCUAUGGAAGAGUCAAAUUAAGCUCAGGACGCCCUGAUGUUGUUUCCCAUGGUGCUGUGAUCAUCUACCACAAGAACCAGUGGCUCCAAGUGUGUGAUGCAGGUUUUGAUGAUGUCACAGCAAGGAAGGCAUGUCAGAAUAUGGGUUACAAUGAUGGAAAAGCUAUCUGUUGCUCUGCCUACAAAGGUGUGAGUGUUUUUGAAAUGCACCCAAAUGUGACUGUGCGGUGCAAUGGCAAUGAGGCUACUAUUAACGAUUGCAUCAGAGAAGAAGCUUGCACAUCAGGGCAAUAUGCAUCAGUAAUAUGCUUGAAAAACGACCAGAGUUUCAAAGAAAAUUAUGACAUCAAGCUGUCCCAGCAAAGCACAGGUGCACUGUCAGUGACUUACUAUGGCGUGCCUGGCAGGAUCUGUUCACAGGAGUGGGAUGAUGCUGAUGCAAGUGUUUAUUGUAGAUCAGCAGGUUUCACAUCUGGAUUUGCUUUUCAUCAACAGUUUUACAACAGCCCUACAGAACAAGAUGUGGGUCCUUUUUGGCUCAGUGAUUUUCGCUGCACUGGGAAGGAGGGCAACUUGAUGGACUGUCCCCACCAAGAGCGCCUAUCACUUGGGAACUGUUCGGCCUCCCAUACUGCUUCUGUUGUUUGCUAUCGAGAGUCAGGCAUCCAGUACAGAAUAAAUGGUGGCAAUCACAAUACAGGAAGAGUGGAGCUGGCCAUUGAUGGGCAAUGGGGCUCAGUAUGUGGUGUGACCUGGGAUGAUCAAGCUGCCAGUGUAUUUUGCCGAUCUCUCAAUUUUACACAUGGUGUUGCUAUUACCAACACAGACUUUGGACAAGGCUCUGGACCCAUAUGGAUGAAUGGAGUCAUUUGCAACGGUACAGAAGCCAGCAUCCACCAGUGCCCACAUGCAGGUUUCUACAAAGGCAAGCACCAAGGACUCUCUCUUUGCAACUCCCAUGAUUAUGAUGCUGCAGUAUUCUGCCAUCAGAAUGUGCGUCUGAACAGACCUCAUGGUUCCAGUGAAGGUGGACUUCUGGUUUAUCAAGGAAAUAAGUGGACAGGAGUAUGUGAUAGCCAGUUCAGCAAUGUAGAAGCCACAGUUGCAUGCCGCAGCUUAAUGCAAGGAUUCAACGAUGGUGUUGUUAUUCCUGGCUCAUCAUUUGGGGAUCUAGGGACAGAUAUCUCCAUGUCAAUUAAAUGCCAGGGUGAUGAAAAGGACAUAAGCAAGUGCCACAUCUCAAUGGGUUCAUGUCCAAGUCAGCAAUACAUGUCUGUCUCCUGUAGCACAACUCCUAUUGAUGUUAGCGGUAUGCCUGUAAGAUUUGCCGAGAAUGAUAACUCAGCUUAUCAUGGUAUUGUGGAGGUGCGCUACAAGGGUGUCUGGAGUCGCAUCUGCCAACAGGGCUGGGAUGAUGCAGAUGCUACGGUUUUUUGUAGACAAUUGGGAUAUAAGGCAGGAGUGCAGUAUCUGCACCACAAGAAGAAUCCUCAGCCCAUCCAGCUGCGUGAUAUGGAUUGCUUUGGAAAUGAAAAAUUGUUGUCUAACUGCAAUUACAGCACCUCUCCAGAUCUAAAGAACUGUAACUUUGGUUCUAAUGAUGCAGGUGCUAUCUGCUAUAAUAAUACAGGCAUUGCUUAUCGUCUGUACGGAGGCUUUAAUAGUGGAGACAACAUCACAGGGCGUGUAGAGAUUGCAUAUGAUGGUGAGUGGGGUACCAUCUGCGAGUGGGAUUGGUCAGCUUCGAAUGCUCGUGUGUUGUGCAGAAACCUUGGCUACCUGGAUGGCAUCCCUGCCUCUGCACCAAGUCCUCCUCUUCCUGAAAGGGAAUAUUUUCUCAGUGCUUCCUUCUGUGAUGGAAAUGAGAACAAUAUCUUCUCCUGCCUCAAUACUGGCUUCAAGUCUGGUUACCUUGGAGACUUGUGUGGAGGUGAAGCUUAUGCCACUUGUUACAAACAAGAAGUUGCCAUUACAAGCAUAAGGCUUGUCAACACCGAAGGCAAAGUGGGCACCAACCAUGGUCGAGUGGAGGUGUUUGUUCAAGGUCCAAAUGCCUGGGGAUGCAUCUGCGAUGAUUACUGGGAUCACCAUGAUGCAAGCGUUGUGUGUCGUGAGCUUGGUUAUGAUUAUGGUGUGGCUCAUUCACAAGGCAAACACGAGAUAGCCAAUGGUUACAUAUGGCUGGACAACGUGGAAUGCCUUGGGAAUGAGACUUCCCUUACUGAGUGCAAGCAUCGAGGAAUAUCCACAACUAACUGCCAGCACUAUGAAGAUGCUGGAGUCUCCUGUUACAGUUUCACAUGGUCUAUUCAGAAAGGGUACUAUGGUGAGGUUCAUGUUGCACACAGUCAUAUCAAAGGUGUUGUGUGUGAGGAGGGCUGGGGAGAUAAAGAAGCUGCCACCCUUUGCAGGCAGUUUGGCUUUGCAGGUGGACGCUUUUUGGGUACGACUAUGCUUCGCACUGAACAAGGAGUGACUUUUUUCAAUGUCAGCUGCCCCCAGGGUGCCUCCGACAUGAGUCAGUGUAGCACUGUUGUGUCACCGCAGUGUCACAGCAUGACUGCUGCUGGAGUGCUGUGCUACAGGACAAACAAUGGCAUUGAGUUCCGGUUGGCAGGGGGAUCCUUAUUUGAAGGUCAAGUGAUGGUCGGCUAUGAUGGUGAAUGGCAUGCAUUACAUACCACCUCCUGGUCAAAAGAUGAUGCUGAUGUAUUGUGCAGAGAGCUUGGCUUUACAGGUGGUGACAUCAGCAAUGCUACCUAUAAUGUCAGCUCAAGCCCCAUAUACCUGGGCAAUGUGCAGUGUGGACCACACCAUAGAUCACUGCUGGCCUGUCCCAACGAUGGUUGGGGGAGCUAUAAGUACAUCAGCGACUAUGCCAGAGUGCACUGUGUUCCCAAAGUGACCCUAAGCAACAUAACCUUUGGGGCUGUGCAAGUAUGGAAAGGUGACGCCUACUCAUUAAAGUGUUCACACGGCUUUGAUGAUGAAGCAGCAUCUACUCUUUGCUUAUCUCUUGGCUACUCCCAUGGAAGAUCUGCCUGCUGUAAUUUCUUUGGAACAUUUCCCUUAACAACUAUAGAAUCCAAGUGUGGACAUCGGGAAGAAUUUGAUACAUGCAAGAACAUAUUAGCAACUCCACAGUGCUUUCAUGACUUCGGUUAUGCAUCUGCAGUCUGCUCUACAGUCAACUCUAGCGUUGAUUACAUGAGUACCUCCACUACAAAACCAACCACCACUUUCACUACUAGUUCAACAUCCCGUACAACCAUCACUUCAACAAAUGCAUCUUCCACAACCACCACUACUCCAACCACUACCACUUCUAAACCAACUACCAAAACUACUAUGUCCACUACUACAACUACUAAACAGGCCCAAACCACCACCACUACACAAGUGUAUACCACUUCUACAAAACCCACCACAAGGCAGCCAACCACUAGCACAAAACCCACAACCACUGUUAAAAGCAGCACAACACCACCCACAACCAAAGCUAAAGCUGUCACAUCUUCAGUAUCAGUCACCCCUACCACACAAACCAUUUCAGAUUACACUUCUUCAACCCAUUCAAGCAAUACACCAGUAGAAGGCGGGAUUACAGAAGCCCAAGCUCACAGCACGGUCAAAACCAAUGCUGCUGCCAUUGCUGUUCCAAUCAUUGUGAUCCUGUUGGUGGCAUCUGUUUCUGUUGUGGUUAUGUACAAGUUCCACCAGCGCCGAAAAGCUAUACCCCAUCAGCGCUUUGAUGACAACAUUAUGGAACAGCACCCUGAUGGCAGCAUAGCAAUGCAAAACCAGCUGUAUGACAUGGGAGGUGUUGAAGUUAAUCCCUUUACUCUGUCCGGCACAAGCAAGUACAUGACUGGAGCAUCUGAGAUCACCCUUGGUAGUGAUGGUAAUGCCCAUUACACCAACCAAAGCAAUGGACAAACUCAAAGAAAUGGGAACGAUGGCUAUGCAAACCCCCUCUUUAAUGUGGUAGAGCAAGCUGCUAGCAGUAAGCGAAUGGACAAAAAUGGAGUAUAUUAAAAUUUCCUUAACAGGAAAUGCUGGGUGUGAACUGUUGACAUGUUUAUAAAUGGCUGUCAGCACAAUGUUGAUUGCCCUGUCUACUUUCAAAAAUAAGCAUGUGAUGUGAUAGGUAAAGAAAUCCACAAACACACAUGUAAAAAUUAAGAUUAAUAGAAUGAGCAUAAAGGAUUCUUGCAGUUUUUGUUUUAUCAGUAGACAAAUACACACAUCACUUUGUCACUGAUAGUUUAGUGCUUUAAUGUUUGGGUUAGGCAUCAGCUUUGGUCACAUACUGACACACACAAUGAGACACCAAAGGGUAGUGUUUAUUUAGUACAUACAGUACAAGCAUAAUUCAAACCCUCUGCAUAAAUGUAUGAAAGUGUGAGUUGAGUUGUGUACAGUUUUCUAGGUGUCUUUCAAAUUUGGACCUCAUGCAAUAUGUAUAUAUGCUUCUGGAAUGUACAUGUUCUGUGUGUGGAUGGGGGGACAGCGAGGCCAUCAAUUCACGCCAAUCCUUCAUCAAUAGUGUUAAGGUAGUAUCUUAACAAAUGUAAGAAAAAUCUAUUGCAGCAUGUUUCAUACAAACAUGAUGUUGGCAACAAUAAAACAUUUGCCGGCUACCACAAAAUGUAAAGUAUCAAGAGAAGUAAAAUGAUUUAUUAAAGAUAUUUUUUUAACUGAACGCUGUAUUAUUGAUAAAUACAUUGAAUAAAUUGUUGAAAAAGUAAUAUUGGUGUUUCUAUAAGUGCUCAGAAAAAAAAUGUCAGCUUUCCAUUAUUUGGAUGUGCAGAUAAACUGCUAUAAUAUAGCA